This is a messenger RNA of Terrapene triunguis (Three-toed box turtle), 3531 nucleotides long. Its product is annotated as TSC22 domain family protein 1. Gene Ontology annotation, biological process: regulation of transcription by RNA polymerase II. Bases 259 to 3423 code for a protein of 1054 amino acids. The transcript has 3 exons. The record is from RefSeq and is a predicted model, not a curated record. Lineage: Eukaryota; Metazoa; Chordata; Testudines; Emydidae.
UUCACUGGCUCUGAUCUGAAGGCGGCGGAGGGACCCGGCCUCACCCCCCAGCCCCCGAGAGGAGGAGGAGGAGGAGGAAAAGGGGCGGUUUAGUGGCUGUGCCGGCUGUGCCGAAGCGUCUCAGCCUGUGCUGUGUGCGCCAGCCGGGAGAGGAGGGGGUUGUGUGUGGUGCCUCUCCCCUGGGUUGCAUGCAAAGCUAACUGUGUGGCUGUCUCUCUCCGGGCCGGGGAAUUGCACUCUUAAAAUAAACCUGGUACAAUGCACCAGCCUGACUCAGCCGCAGACAUUAGUCCUAGGAAGAUGGCGCACCCGGCAAUGUUUCCUAGAAGGGGCAGCGGUAGCAGCAGCGGCGGCAGCUGCGUUACUGCGCUCAAUGCACCAGGUACCGGCGCUGGUAGCGGUGCCCUCUCCACCGAGGAUUAUCCGCCGCCUCUGCUCAUCCAGCCGCCGCCUCCGUCUCUUGCAGCAUCUUCAUCGGCGGGUCCACAGCCGCCACCCCCUCCUCCACAAAGUCUGAACCUCCUUGCCCAGUCUCAGCUCCAGCCACAGCCUCUUGCACAGGCUGGAGCCCAAAUGAAAAAGAAAAGUGGCUUCCAAAUUACCAGCGUGACCCCUGCUCAGAUCUCUGCCAGUAUGAGCUCUAACAACAGCAUAGCGGAGGACACGGAAAGCUACGACGACCUGGAUGAGUCCCACACUGAAGACCUGUCUUCUUCAGAAAUUUUGGAUGUUUCUUUAUCCAGGGCCACUGACUUGGGUGAACCUGAACGGAGCUCCUCCGAAGAGACUUUAAAUAACUUCCAAGAGGCUGAGACUCCUGGGGCCGUCUCUCCAAACCAGCCUCACCUUCCUCAGCAGCAUCCCCCUUUGCCACAUCACCCACAGCAGAGUGUUGUGAUCAAUGGAAAUGUUCACCCCCAUCAUGGUCACCAUCACCACCACCUUCAUCAUCACCAUCAUGGGCAUCAUCAUCCAUCGCAUCCUGGGGUGGGCAGUACACCAGCUUCUGGAGGACCACCCCCAAGUCCAUCAUUUAGAAAGCUGUCCACAACUGGAAGCUCUGACAAUGUUAUCACAACUGCACCAGUUUCUGCUGCAUCAUCCACUGGUACACCUGCAUCUGUCCUGUCUAAUAUUCGCACUACAAGUACUCCUGGCAAUAUAGGUGUAAGUCCUGUUACUGGAACUAGUACGUUAAGUAAUGUGGGUGGUGGUAGUCCUAGUAUGACAAGCAGCAUGCUUGGUAACGUUAAUAUAAACUUAAGCAACAUCACAAGUACUGCUAAUGUACAUGCUUUGUCUGGAACCAGCAGCAAUGUUAAUGUGAAUAUCUUGAGUGGUGUUGGCAAUGGUACGAGUGCUUCCUCUAAUGUCAUUAAUAAUGUUACUAAUCCAACUGCAGGCAUGGCAGUGGGAUCAAGUCAGCAGCAGCCUGCAGCUGGCACAUCAAGGUUUAGAGUUGUAAAAUUAGAUUCCAGUUCUGAACCUUUUAAAAAGGGUAGAUGGAUAUGCACUGAAUUCUAUGAUAAAGAAAACACUGUAGCAGUUACAGAAGGAGUAGCAGUAAACAAGGCGGUAGAGACUAUAAAACAAAAUCCACUUGAAGUGACUUCUGAAAGGGAGAGCACCAGUGGGAGUUCUGUUAGCAGCAAUGUAAGCACACUGAGUCACUACACAGAAAGUGUGGGAAGCGGGGAAAUGGGAGCACCUACUGUGAUACAACAGCAGACAUUUCAAGGUGUGGGUCCACAGCAGAUGGAUUUUAGUUGUGCUGGACCUCAGACUAUUCCAGCAUCCAAUAUACCGCAGAGUAUUUCUCAAUUACAGCUUGCACAAGUACAAUUGCCUUCUCAAGAAGUAAAUUAUCCACAGCAAAAGCAAGGAGUCCAGUCUUCAGCGCAGGCUAGUCUAACAACUGUUACUGGUGUUCAGCCAACUCCAGUUAAUGUAGUAGGUGUAUCAUCUUUAGGUCACCAACAACCUGCUAUUCCAAGUGUGGCUCAACAGCAGCUACCAUAUUCUCAACCCUCACGGUCUGUGCAAACUUUGCCUGUUGUACCACAGCAGCAGUUACAGUAUGGACAACAACAGACACUUCCCAUGCAGAUGGCCCCUGCACGAGUUAAACCAGUGAAUCAGAGUUCUGUGACAGGGACCAUACCGGACUACAUACAACAUCAGCAGAUACUUCAACCUCCAGUGCCUGCUGUGCAAUCCAGCUCUACAGGAGUAGGAGCAGGAACACCAGUUCCUGUUGCUCAGGCACCAAGCAUCCAACCUUCUGUACAAGUACACCCUGCUGUGGCACCAGCUCAGCCUGUUGCACAUGCUCAGACAGCAAUGCCACCUGUAGGUACUAGUGGUCAAAUUAUUAACGUUGGACAACAAGGAAAUGUACCUGCUGUGGUACAGCAGCCACCUGUUGCAAACCAAAUUACACCUUCAGUUAUGCAGCAAAGUGCUGCUCCUCCAUCUUCACAAGUGGUGCAGCCUGUUCAGACUGGGAUAAUUCAGCAGGGACUACAAGCUGGUGCUUCAAGCCUUCCUCCGCAAAUGGUCAUUGCUUCACAAAAUGCUUUGUUACCUGUACAACCCCAGGCACAAGUAGAAACUGUAGUUCAAGGAAUGACCAGCCAACCAUUGCCUGCAGUUAGCCCUAUACCUUCUACUAGUACCGUUCCUGCUCCAAGUCAAGCUAGUUCAAAUGUACCUCUUGAUAUACCUUCUGCUCCUGUAAGUUUGGGUCCAUCACAGAACAUAGCACAAGCUUCAGCUGUGCAAAAUGGGAAUUUGGUUCAAAGUGUUAGUCAGCCUCCCUUGAUAUCAACUAGUAUAAGUAUGCCAGUGGCACAGAAUGUGCCACCACAGAUACCGUUAAACUCUACCCAGUUCUCUGCACAAUCACUAACUCAGUCAAUUGUAAGCCAAAUUGAAGAUGGCAGGCGCCCUACAGAACCUUCCUUAGUUGGUUUACCGCAAGCUGCCAGUGGUGAAAGUGGUGUUGGAGCAUCAGCUGUUUCAGAUGGGAGUGGCAGCAACAUAACAUCCUCUGCUUCCCUUUUUCCACUGAAGGUACUGCCAUUGACAACACAUCUUGUUGAUGGUGAGGAUGAGAGCUCCUCGGGUGCAAGUGUGGUAGCUAUUGACAACAAAAUCGAGCAAGCGAUGGAUCUGGUGAAGAGCCAUUUGAUGUAUGCUGUGAGGGAGGAAGUGGAGGUCCUCAAAGAGCAAAUCAAAGAGCUGAUUGAGAAGAACUCCCAGCUGGAGCAGGAAAACACUCUGCUGAAAACACUGGCCAGCCCAGAGCAGCUCGCCCAGUUCCAAGCACAGCUGCAGACUGGUUCUCCACCUUCGUCCCAGACACAAGGGACAACACAACAGCCUGCCCAGCCGGCAUCACAGGGCUCAGGACCUUCAGCAUAGUCUCCAAUGCCCUGGCCUUCGCGGCCAGUAUGCUCUGGACUACCCAGAGAAAAGAGGACAAGUGGAAAUCUGCCACAGCCACCCCCUCAUCCAUUUCAUUGCACGCUG